Molecule: messenger RNA, 870 nt
Organism: Protomyces lactucae-debilis
Lineage: Eukaryota; Fungi; Ascomycota; Taphrinomycetes; Taphrinales; Protomycetaceae
Exons: 2
Coding region: 364-615 (83 amino acids)
Source: RefSeq, a predicted model, not a curated record
ACGCAGAUGUCCCGUGAUCUUGCCAGAAGCAGCGCACUCUGUAAGGACUGCUGCCAGCUGCAGUGUGCUGGUGCCUCAAUUCUCUCAGUCCUCAACUUCCAACCCAAACCUCAACCCACACAGUCAACAACAUUGCCCUUAAUAGCCUGCAAUUGGCUACAAGCAUUCUGAUGCAAGCUCCAUCACCUUACUGACUUCUACAGCUAGCUACUGAGCGAGUACGUCUCUGCUGCAAGCGCUUUUUUUGUCUCGUCAGGCAGUCUUUCCAGGCUAAUAUCCACCUUGCCAGUGGUAUGCCGUCUCUCAUCUUGCGCAAGCUUUCUCUACUUGUACUAACACGCUUUACACACUCAUCAGCAGGUCAUGCAAGCGCUUCUUCAUCUUGUCAAGCGGUCUCUCUUUGCUGGUUCACUUUCCUGUCUGUUGCGCGCGUGGUAUCGCCAGCUCACCUUUCAUGCGAGUGCUUGCAGCAACCACUUCUCUCUCUCAUUACUGGGCAUUGUCUUGCACUGGUGGCUAUUGUUUGAUGGCUUUCCUCUCGAUUUGGUCUCGUCCUUGACGCCAACCUCAACCUCUACCUCUGACUCUAUUGUUGCUCUCGCGCUGGCACAAUAAGUCGCACUUUGUGUCUCUCAAUCAGAACCAGCUCGAUAUCCAUUGCUUCCAUCAUUCACACCCUUUACCAACACGACCACGCCAUUGCAUCACAGGCACUACAAGUAUCAUUGGCGUGCUGCAGGCGAUCCCUGAUGUACUGUGUAGAUAGUCAACCUACGGUAGAUCCUGAUCGCAUGAUAGCAAAGUGAACGGAUCCACCGCGGUGACCACUUUACUAGUCCCACAUGUUCACACACUUUCACGCGUGUUGCC